GGUCACAGGCGAGUUAACUUGUUUGCGCUCUAUACCAUCGACAGCGAGUUGUUCAACCCGUAAAUAACUUCACUCAAUAGUGGUGUAGAGAACUCUCUUCAUUCAAUAGUGAACGAGAUUAGUAGACAGACGAGAGUAUUAUACGCAGAGAUCAGACCAAACUAGAGUUUAAAGGAAAAGGAUAUUUUACCCAGGAAACAUGGCAGAACAGCAAGUGGAGAGCCAAGACCAUCAUAGGAAGAUUGCCAUCGCCAUUGACGAAAGUGAACACUCUCAACACGCACUUCAAUGGUACUUUGACAACGUGAUGCGACCAGAUGACUAUGUCGUACUUAUCCACACACCAGAGCUUUAUGAUCUCUCUAUGGCCAGUCCGGCCGUUGUUGAUCAGCUACUGAAGGAACUCACGAAUAAAGUGGCAGCUCUGGAGAAAAAGUACAAAGCAUUGGUACAGGAAAAGAAGCUGACGGGCAAGUUCCGUACAGGUCAGGGGAAGCCUGGCGAGGUCAUCUGCAGAAUCUCGGAGGAAGAGAAAUGCGUGCUCGUGGUCACCGGCACGCGAGGACUCGGAACAGUUCGGAGAACAUUCCUCGGCUCCGUCAGCGACUACAUCAUCCAUCACUCGCACGUGCCCGUUCUCGUUGCCAGAAGUAAAGCCCCUCACCACUAGUACAUUCGGUACAUUGAUUCGGUCCAAUCUCUUUACUGGCUUUGAAAUUGAACAAACACAUCUUCCAUCUCAAACAUCAGUGAAAAACGCAUUAGUAUGGUCAAUUUCAAUGUUUUUUUGUAGUGACUUUGUUAAACGAACAAAUACUCGCUGCUUGCAAAGAGGAACAAGUACUUUGUAUUUUAUUAUAUGCUUGUUAAAGUACUCACAUCAUUAUAAUUCAUAUGUGCAUAUAUUCACUCAGUUUUGCGUAUUAUUAAAUUCAUUGACAAUCAUAACUUGUGUUGCAAUAUUCCGGUUGCACUUUGUUUUUGUUGACAUAUCAGUUGCAAGCAUAUCUUCUUACAGUUCACUGGGUGGUACUAGGUAGUAUUUUAGUUCAAUUCGUUGUUUCGGCACCAUUCUACAUGUUGUCACGGAGCGACAGGUCCGUGAGGUUGUACUCAUCGGAAUAUGAAGAAAGACGUCCGACCUACAUUGUAUAAACUGUGAUGUACCAGUUACUUAAAAUGUAUCUAUUUGUAAUCGACUAGCAUAUGUUUGUAAAGACAUUGAUUUGUAUUACAGUGGGCUAUUAAACAGAUAUUUAUGUUG
Mya arenaria is the source of this 1264-nucleotide messenger RNA. RefSeq names its product universal stress protein in QAH/OAS sulfhydrylase 3'region-like. Bases 200 to 670 code for a protein of 156 amino acids. NCBI's taxonomy places the organism in Eukaryota, Metazoa, Mollusca, Bivalvia, Myida, Myidae. The record is from RefSeq and is a predicted model, not a curated record. The transcript is spliced from 4 exons.